Psilocybe cubensis is the source of this 1506-nucleotide messenger RNA. RefSeq lists its product as uncharacterized. The record is from RefSeq and is a predicted model, not a curated record. The transcript is spliced from 8 exons. Lineage: Eukaryota; Fungi; Basidiomycota; Agaricomycetes; Agaricales; Agrocybaceae. The coding region runs from base 1 to 1506 and encodes 501 amino acids. Gene Ontology annotation, molecular function: oxidoreductase activity.
AUGAGGAUCUUCAAAUAUUUGUGGCGAAUUUCCUAUAUCCUGACACAACUUGUCAUUGUUUACCUCUUCAAGGCGCCGCCUCCCAAACGUUCCGAUAGCAUAUCCAAACCUCACGGAAGAAUAGCCGUCAUUGGAGCUGGAGUAACUGGCAUUAGUUCAGCUGCGCAUGCAAUUUCACAUGGGUUCGAAGUGGUGAUUUUCGAAGCGGGAUCGAAAGACAGCGUUGGGGGGAUUUGGUCACACGUAAACACGACCUCCGGCCUCCAGUUGAAUUCAUUACUUUAUCGCUUUCACCCCGCGAUUAUCUGGAGCAAGGCGUUUCCUCUCAGAGACGAAAUCCUUGGGGAGAUUCGAAGAAUUUGGAAAGAGUACCACCUCGACACAAGAACGCGUUUUGACACCAAAGUCACAUGCGUGAGCAGAGCGCCAGAACCCAAGGAUAAACGCGAAUGGGAAAGCGAUCCUGACAGGACCAGGUGGCUAAUCAAUGACGGGAAGGAGGGUGUUUUUGACGCUGUCAUUGUAACCAUUGGUACAUGCGGGGAACCAAAUUGGAUUACUCUCCCUGGCAUGCCUGACAAAAUUGCGAAUGAAACGAACAAAUCCAAAGAGAAGGAAGACACGAACGAUCCUUGGCAUCCAUCACAAGACUCGCCCUCUCCGGAUUUGCAUAAUGACAAUGAAUUCCCUCCUUUACCUGAACCUGGCGAGGACGUCCAGAAGGAGCACGGGGACAAGUUCAUGAAAACUAUAAUCCAUUCCUCCGAGCUUGACUCUCCCACCUUUAAACUCAAAGGAGGUGAGCGCGUUGUGGUCAUUGGAAGCGGGGCCAGCGGGGUAGAGGCCGUUGAGACCGUGAUCGAUAAAUUUGGUAGUGUUGUCGAUCAUCAAGGCCAGUCCUCCAAGGGUGAAAAAGACCAAAGCCAGACCAAAGGCGUUGAGGUAACGAUGAUUGCCCGCGACGACAAAUGGAUUAUCCCUCGUAAUAUCAUUAUCGACACCUGCAUUGCGGGACAGCCGUUUGGACGAGAAAUGCCCCUAAGCUUCCUGUGGGAGACUUUCUUAAGAUACUUUCAGUAUCAUGGAAUAGAGGAAUUAAUUCCGAAGACGACCGGGAUAUAUGAGGGCACACCAGUUGUAAAUGACGUGUUCCUCUCACACGUACGCACAGGACGCUGCCACUACGUCAGGGGAUCACCCAUCCGUCUAACCAGUAAGGGUGUUGUAACAGAAGCCCGUAAAAAGAGCAGGCGAUUGGAGAACAAAGCCAACAUGAAGCCAAGUUCUUUUGUCGAAGAAAUUCAGCAGGGCGAAGAGAAACUCGUCGAAGCCGAUGUUAUCAUACUCGCGACCGGAUACAAAAAACCGUCAAUUGACUUCUUACCUCAAGAUUUAUUCCCGGAUGGUUACCAGCGCCCCGACUUAUACCUUCAAAACUUUUCAACGGAAGACUGGUCUAUUCUAAUGACAAAUUCUGCAUACAUGAACGCCAUUGGAACUGUGUAA